AACUAUUAUCCCUGGCUGCUAUAUGCUAUAAAUGGCCCAUAUGUGUUUUUAGAACAACGAUAGGUUAAAGCGUGCUAUCUUCCUGCCAUGACACAACUGUAGCUUAGUCAGUGGCCAUUUGGACCCAAAGGAAUGUGUACCCCCUGUGGGGCCCCACCACCUCCACCUCCCCCCACACACAGUGGUCCAGCAACCCGUAUCAGUCUAAAGAACAUUUCCGGGGCAGUACUAAUGGUGCCACAGGAGCCAACUAAUCACAGCAAAGAACAUCUCAGGAAGAAUAUCAAAACAACCAUAGAGAAGGAUAUUCCAAAUUUGUCUUCCAGAGUCAUUGUAUCUUCCAAUAGCACUGUCCACCCAAUACUUCAAGAUGGGCCAUGUUGCGGAGUUGUUGCCCUUGCCAUGGCUGCUCAAAUGUUGAAGAAAGAAAUGGCAGCCACACACAUCUUAGAGACAAGUCAGAGGAAAGGCUUGUCAUUGCAGGGAGAACUCUUCUCAGCCUAUGAUAUGGCCACAUUAGCAGAGGAAAUUCUGGAUUGUACAGCCACUGUUAUAGAUAUGAGGGACUCAGGAUCCAGGGAAAUUCUCCUGGGACAUUUAUCCAACAGUCACCCUGUCCUAGUGCCAUAUGAUGGAGACAAAAAUAAUGGACCUUGUUUGAAGAAUGGAAAUAAAGCUCACUGGGCUGUACUCACAGGGUUCCUUUUCUCACUUGCAAGAACUUUGCUGCCUGACAAUCUGGGAAUGACAGAAGACCUUGAAUUAUCUCCCUUAUAUGAAAUUCAGCCACAGAAAGCCUCUGCACUUCAGAAUCUCCUUGUUUCAUCGCCAGACAUUUUCGUGUACGGCAUGCAGGGCAAGAGUCAAAACAUCGGUGUGUGGUCACUGGACAGAGUGUUGGAGAGUAAUGCGAAUUUACGGGAGGUGGAUCCAGACAGAGAAGCGGAGGUGGAGCAGUACAUUAUACCCCAGGAGGGGAUCCAAAGGGUUCUGUGCAAUAAAGUUGUGAUCUUAUGCAAUCAAAAUUUAAAUAGUCCUUAAAAAGAAUGUACUUAUUUUUUGUAUUACAAAUCAUACUUAAAUAUUUGAAUUUUUAAAAGUUUUAAUUUUCUUUAUGAGAGUUAUACAUGUACAUAUGCCAAAGAAUGUACUUAUUUUUGUUUUACAAAUCAUAUUUAGAUACAUGUAUUUGAUUUUUUUUCAAGUUUAAUUUUUGUUUUCUUUAUGAGAGUUAUACAUGUACAUGCAUUUACAACCCUAUGAUAGUCUGUAGUUUUGCCAGUAUUUUGCCAAUAUAUAUGUUAAUAAUGUAAACCAAAGCUUAGUUACAGUCGGUAACCUCAGUAAUUAUUCAGUAUUAACAAUAGAAACCAAAAUUUAUUUAUGGUUGUGUCCUCCUGAAAAAAGUAACGUCUACAUAUAAUAAUAAUAAUGCUUUAUCCAUAUGAUCGAAUUACGUAUGUGGUUGUGAUGAAUAGUUUGAAUAAUUCCUGAAAGAAUGUACUUAUAUUUCUAUUUUGGCACAUAUUUGUCAUUUUUAAAUUGAAGUUAAUUGUUUUGUUAAUGUCAAAGUAAUUUAAACCUGAUUGAAUGUGUGUGGUUGUGAUGAAGUUGAAUUGAUUCUUAAAAGAAUACUGUAGAUCACUAAAUUUUCGCAACGCCUUAUUUUUGCGAGAUAGGCAUUGAUUCCUGAUAUUCGUGAAAAAUUUUCACAUAUUGUGGUUUUUGCUUAAUAUAAUCUUAAGGAAUACUAUUAUACUUGAGAAUUAAAUUUUCCCGCGUACACUUUCUUGCAAAAUUAAGCAAAAGGAAAGUUUUUGCAAAUAAAAGUGAUUUACAGUAUGCUCAUUCAAGUCAUUAUUUUUGUUUUGAAUGUGAUUGAUAUACAAAUAAAUCCAUUUACAAUUCUUGCAGGCCUGGAUAGGAAUCAAGGAGGCAGGGGUAGGGGCAAUUACUUUGCUAGUAUAUAAAAUAUUUAUUUAAAAGAAAACCAAAGCUACUUACAUGUAAUCAUAGAUGGCUACCUCAAUAAUUUUCAUGAUCAGUAUUUACAAUAAAGAGCAAAUGUUAUGGUUUUUAUUCUUUUUAAUAAAAUUUAUAUACCCCCUAACCUUAAAAAAAUUGUAAUCAUUUAAAAUGUAUGUACUUUAUACUUGUACAUGAUGCAUUUAUUUUCUUGCCAAACAGGAUAUAUUUUUCUGUGCAUUAGAGGUGAAUAGUUUAUCGAUUAUAUUGUUUUUCCCUAUGUACUAGUGUUCCUUUAUGUGGCCCCUUGCUUUCAACCAUUUGCUUCCUACAGGCCUGCUUUGACAAUCAUUUUACAUUGAUCUGCGAUAAUAAUUUUUUGGAUUGUUUAUAAAUAAAGUUGACAUUUUUUAUGCUUUCAUGA
Molecule: messenger RNA, 2389 nt
Organism: Saccostrea cuccullata (small rock oyster)
Lineage: Eukaryota; Metazoa; Mollusca; Bivalvia; Ostreida; Ostreidae
Product: actin maturation protease-like
Exons: 7
Coding region: 133-1041 (302 amino acids)
Source: RefSeq, a predicted model, not a curated record